Messenger RNA from Olea europaea var. sylvestris, 1920 nucleotides. Its product is annotated as cytochrome P450 81E8-like. The record is from RefSeq and is a predicted model, not a curated record. Gene Ontology annotation, molecular function: oxidoreductase activity, acting on paired donors, with incorporation or reduction of molecular oxygen; heme binding; iron ion binding. The coding region runs from base 192 to 1682 and encodes 496 amino acids. The transcript has 4 exons. Lineage: Eukaryota; Viridiplantae; Streptophyta; Magnoliopsida; Lamiales; Oleaceae.
GCAAGACCAAGAAAAAGCCGCCACCUUCACCUACAAUUUUAUCAUACAAUGGGCAAAAUCUCGAGCAAAAGACACUAGAAACUAACUGUAGAAUUAAGCGUCAAAUACUAUUUACAUAUGCCGUUCAAAUUGAUUGAUCCAUAGAAGAUUAUAUAGACAGCUCAUCAGAAUUCACCAAUCAAGAUUCAGGAAUGGAAUCGACUUUGCUAUACACAUCUUUCUCACUUUUUCUUGUACUUCUGGCUUACAAGUUUUGGUCAGCGCCAAGAUACAAACUUCCACCAAGCCCGUUACCGGCCCUUCCUGUUAUAGGCCAUCUGCACCUCUUAAAACAACCUUUGCACCGAACCCUCCAUAGCCUCUCUGAAAAACUAGGUCCAAUCUUUUCCCUUCGCUUUGGCACCCGACUUGUGGUGGUGGUCUCAUCGCCUAAGGCUGCCGAGGAGUGCUUCACCAAGAAUGAUAUUGUGUUUGCCAACCGCCCUCGUUUUGUCAUGGGUAAAUAUAUUGCCUAUAACUACACUAGCCUUGUCACUGCCCCAUAUGGUGAGCACUGGCGCAAUCUCCGGCGCCUCAGUUCAGUUGAAAUAUUUUCUUCUAGUCGCCUCAACAUGUUCCUAUCCAUACGACAAGAUGAAAUCAAACGUCUGUUGCAAAAGCUCUACAAAAAUACACAUAGCGACUUUGCAAAAGUUGAACUGAAAUCUAUGUUUACAGAGCUGUCCUUUAAUAUUAUUAUGAGAAUGGUAACUGGGAAGCGAUGUUUUCGAGAAGAUGAGGACAACAAGGAGGCAAAGCAUUUUCAGGAGCUUAUUGAUGAAGUAUUUGAACUGGGCGGAGUGUCAAAUCCAGGAGAUUUUCUUCCAUUAUUUAGAUGGAUCGACUACGGAGGUUAUGAGAAAAAUUCAGCUAGGUUAGGUGAGAAAAUGGAUGCAUUCUUUCAACGUCUGAUUGAUAAGCACCGCCAGUACAAGAGUGAAAAUAGUAUUAUUAAUCAUUUGCUUUAUUUGCAAGUAUCCCAGCCAGAAUAUUACUCAGAUACAAUCAUCAAAGGAAUUAUAAUGGUUAUGCUAACUGCCGGGACAGACACAUCUGCAGUGACCAUAGAAUGGGCCUUGUCAAUUUUGCUCAACAACCCCGCGAAGUUGGAAAAGGCUAAAGUUGAGAUCGACUGUAUUGUGGGCAAUGAUCGUCUUAUUGAGGAAUCAGAUUUGCCCAAACUUCAUUACUUUCAAAACGUUAUUUCUGAGACUUUUAGAUUGUUCCCAGCAGCACCAUUGCCUGUGCCACAUGAAUCAUCAGAUAACUGUAAAAUUGGGGAUUAUGAUAUUCCGCGUGGCACAAUUUUGCUCAUCAAUGCUUGGGCUAUUCACAGGGAUCCCGUGGUUUGGGAUGACCCUACAAGCUUCAAGCCAGAGAGAUUUGAAGUUGGGGAAGUUGGACCACCAAAGUUGAUGCCAUUUGGAAUGGGAAGGAGGUCAUGUCCAGGUGCCGGCCUUGCUGAACGCGUAGUGGGUUUGGCCUUAGGAUCUUUAAUACAAUGUUUUGAGUGGCAAAGGAUUGAUGAAGAGAAUGUUGACUUGACGGAGGGGACAGGUCUCUCAAUGCCCAAAGCUGUGCCACUCGAGGCAAUGUGCAAAGCACGCAAUGUACUUCACAACGAUCUUUUAACCAUUGGCUGAACUACUUUCAGAAUUAUGUCUAUUAGGUCAUGAACUGCGCUUAGGGUGUUCUUUAUAUGUUAAACGAUGGCUCUAGACUGCGUUUGCGCAUUGCAACUGGAAUUUGAAUUAAUUACAUUCAUUGUCGUGUUUAGUUAUUUGAGUGACUAUAUGUAUCUUGGAAUUUUUUUCUUCUAUUGGUUUGACUAAACUUACUAUAAGAAAGAAUGAAUUGUGAAUCUGUCUAUAAUGGCCUACU